This is a messenger RNA of Cuscuta campestris, 1791 nucleotides long. NCBI's taxonomy places the organism in Eukaryota, Viridiplantae, Streptophyta, Magnoliopsida, Solanales, Convolvulaceae. The record is from the annotation of a GenBank genome assembly.
AGUGUGAAUCCAUCAAUGGAAUAGUGUAGAUAUAUAUGUAUUUAUAGACAUACAUACGCAUGGACGGGGGGACGAAGAGCAGCGGGUGGAGAGAUUGGGUGAUCAAGGUGAACGAGGAAUCUAUCAGACGACCCAAAGAUGACGAUGACAACGCCGCCGCCAUUGUUAAGAUUGAUGGGGCGGCGGGUGGCGGGAUGACGAUGGAGGAGGAUGAGCAGCAGCAGGAAGAGCGGUGGAAGAAGCGGUGCAUAUACAGAGUCCCAGCGGCGUUUGCAGAGGUGAACAAGAAGGCGUACACGCCGCUAGUCGUGUCUUUGGGUCCUUACCACCACGGGGAGGAUCACCUAAAGGUGAUGGAAGGGCACAAGCACCGCGCAUUGGUUCACUUCCUCAGGAGGUCCGGGAAGCCGCUGGAGCGCUACCUCCACGCUCUCAACCCCCUCGCCCAGGACCUCAAGGACGCCUACGACUCUCUCCCGGCCGGCGGCCACCACCAAGACGACGGCGGCAGUUUCCUGCAGGUCAUGAUCGUGGACGGGUGUUUCCUGCUGGAGAUAUUGCGCACGGCGGCGAUCUCGGCAUACUACGGCCUGGGGAAGGACGACUACGCCCCUUGGGAUCCUGUUUUCAGCGACCACGGGAGGCUGUACCUCAUCCCCCAUCUCAAGCGGGACAUGCUUCUCCUCCAAAACCAGCUCCCCAUGCUCCUCCUCUACACCCUCCACGCCGUCGCUACAAACCAAGAGUAUGAUGGCGAUGACGAUGGCGGCGGCCCAUCAGAAAAUGACGUGGAAUUCAUCAACAACCUGGUGGUGAAGAUAUGGAGCCCAGACGCGCGUGACAGAAAGUUCGGGAAAUGCCUCCACGUACUGGAUCUGUACCGUAAGAACCUGCUCUGGGAGCCACCCAAGUACCUCCGCAAGCGGCACCAGUACCUGAACAAACUGAGAGGCGCGCAGCGAGCGGCCCAGCUGCGCCGCCGCAACACCACGGUGGCGACGAGGGGCGGCGCAGGAGAGGCUCAGAUCGUCCGAUCGGCGACGGAGCUGUACGAGGCGGGGAUCCGAUUCAAGCGGAACAAGACGCGGAGCCUGAAGGACAUCUCGUUCCGGUGCGGGGUGCUGCGGCUGCCGCAGAUCACGGUGGACGACACGAGCGAGUCGAUGUUCCUGAACCAGAUGGCGUUCGAGCGGGCGCACGUGGGGGCGGGGAACGAGGUGACGGCGUACAUCUUCUUCAUGGACACGAUAAUCGACAGCAACAAGGACGUGAGCCUGCUGCACAACUCCGGGGUGCUGCUGAACGCCGUCGGGAGCGACAAGGCGGUGGCGAAGCUGUUCAAUUCGCUGUCGAGGGACAUAACCCUAGACCCGCAGAGCAGCCUGGACGUGAUCCAGAACGAGGUCUGCGAGUACUGCAAGAUCCCGUGGAACGAGUGGCGGGCCAAUCUGAUCCACACCUACUUCCGGAGCCCAUGGGCCUCCCUUUCCGUCUUUGCCGCCAUCUUCCUCUUCGCCCUCACCAUCGUCCAGACCAUCUACUCCAUCUUGCCCUACUACAAGCCUUCUUAAUAUCUCUACUAAACUAAACUAAAAUACACCUGAACCACUACAAUCUUUUUGGUUUUUUCUUUGGGGUCAAUGUGAUUUUAUCCGGGUUUUUGAAGUAUUGAAUUGGACCGGUUUUGGUGUCAGGUUCUGGAUUCGACCAAUCAGGCCGUGCGGUCUGAGGCCAAUUUCCAAGUUUUUUUUUUUUUUGGUUCUUUUGAGGUCAAUCUGAUUCUAUAUUGGU